Saprolegnia parasitica CBS 223.65 is the source of this 1179-nucleotide messenger RNA. RefSeq lists its product as hypothetical. Gene Ontology annotation, biological process: dehydro-D-arabinono-1,4-lactone biosynthetic process. The transcript is spliced from 4 exons. The coding region runs from base 46 to 1050 and encodes 334 amino acids. Gene Ontology annotation, cellular component: cytosol. Lineage: Eukaryota; Oomycota; Saprolegniomycetes; Saprolegniales; Saprolegniaceae. Gene Ontology annotation, molecular function: D-arabinose 1-dehydrogenase [NAD(P)+] activity. The record is from RefSeq and is a predicted model, not a curated record.
GAUGCCCAAGCGCCGAAGGACAACGAAGCAAGAACUUGAUCAUCCAUGACGUCCAUCGAAGACCUCAAGGCCCGGACCAACGGCCUCGCGCUUGGCACCGUCGGCCUCGGCGGCCUCUACCAGCAGCUCCCGGGCGAAGCGGUCGCGGUCGCCACCGAGACCUUUCGCACGGCCUUUGCGCAUGGCGUGCGCCUCAUCGAUACGUCGCCGUGGUACAAUAACGCCGAAACUGUGGUCGGCGCUGCGCUCGCCAACCUUGCCACGCCCCGCGACGAGUACAUCCUCGUGACCAAGUGCGGCCGGUACCCGAGCCCACUGCACCCGAACGGCGUCUUUGACUACUCGCGCGACCGUAUUCGCCAAAGCGUGCGCGAGUCGCUGCAAAAGCUCGGGACUACGUACCUCGAUGCAGUGUACCUGCACGACGUCGAGUUUGUCGCGCGUGACAUUGUGCUCCACACGGCGAUCCCUGCGCUCGCCGAGCUCCAGCGCGAGGGCCUCGUGCGCCUCAUUGGCAUCUGCGGCUACCCGCUCGAUGUGCUCGACGAUCUCAUCCAGAACUCGCCGCACCCGCUGCAGAUCGUGCAAAGCUACUCGCAUCUGACACUCCAGAACGAUAAGCUGCUGUCGAAGGCCAAGGCGUGGGAGGCGAAGGGCAUCUUUGUCAUCAACGCCGCGCCGCUCUCGAUGAGUCUGCUGACGUCGCGCGGCCCUCCGGCGUGGCACCCUGCCUCGCCAGCGCUGCGUGCGAGCUGCGCCGAGGCGCUCACGUGGCUCGCCGCCCACUCGAAGGCCACGUACCCAUCGCAACCGUCGGUCGAGAGCUUGGCCAUCCAGUAUACGCUCGACGUGCAGCGAACGCAUCCGUCCAUUGCGUGUAUGGUCGUGGGUAGUAUCGGCGAAGCCGAAGUCCUCUCGUCCGUCGCGUGUCGGGACGCUACGGGGCCCAUGACGGAGGCCGACGUUGCCAAGUUCCGCGACAUCCUGGGCAGCCACUACAAUGAGUCGUGGACGCAGGACCUGACGUCGUACGUCGCGCCGCGCCAGUAGGGUGCUCGGCUAACGUAACCAGAACCUUUUGCUUCGCUGCGACUUAGAAGAAAGGCCGUCUUGCCCAUCGCGUGCCAGCUGUAGGGGCGGGCCAGCAUACAUACAGCCGUCACGACAGCGUGCGACACC